ACCACAAUCACAACGCAGACGUGCGCCGAGGGAUCGCUACCGUCUUCAAAGUCUUGGUUGUGCGAUCGUCUCGUCUACUUCACGAGCUCGCGGAGCGAUGUGGCUGGCAGGGCCUGUACGCGCACAACCAAAUAACCGAACUCGCAUCAACCUUCCAGGGCAACUCCGUGGCCGAGGGCGACACUCUGGUUAUAAGUAUUCGUCUCGCUUCUGAACUCCUCAUGAACAGAUAUGGUCUUCCAAAACCGACUGAUCCGACAGGAUCUCUUGCCAUGUAUGAAGCCGGGAUGCUCGAAGAGGUUGCGAGAGACAAAAACCUCGCACUCGGCGCAUCCGGCAGCUUGAGGGGCACGGCCUAUAAUAACAGCGUUCUCCCUCGAUGCGGAGCGAUGGUGGAGGCCAUUGGACAGCGCAUGGCCUACGAGGCAGCCCGGGCGCAAGGCAACAUCGCGCCCGAGGUGCUCAACGUGUUUGAAAAGUCUUGCAUUCAGAAGGAUCCAUCCUGGUUUGUCGAACAUGGCCACGGCACUCGAUCUGCGUUGCGGGACAACGAGAACAGGGCAUACUCCAACUUGCUGCCCCUCUUGCCCACGCUGGUGGAAAGAACCAAUGCUAAAGACUACGUCACGGCGCCUUUGGUUGAAGAGGGAGCCAUGGAGGACUUCAUCAAGGCCCUGCCGGCUUUUGGGGCUCGUACGGACGACGUGGUAGCAGAACAGGCCCCAAAGUCCAGACUUUGA
This is a messenger RNA of Colletotrichum abscissum, 740 nucleotides long. RefSeq lists its product as uncharacterized. The annotation marks the transcript as partial. The record is from RefSeq and is a predicted model, not a curated record. Gene Ontology annotation, molecular function: oxidoreductase activity, acting on the CH-CH group of donors. NCBI's taxonomy places the organism in Eukaryota, Fungi, Ascomycota, Sordariomycetes, Glomerellales, Glomerellaceae. The transcript is spliced from 2 exons.